Messenger RNA from Microthlaspi erraticum, 384 nucleotides. Lineage: Eukaryota; Viridiplantae; Streptophyta; Magnoliopsida; Brassicales; Brassicaceae. The record is from the annotation of a GenBank genome assembly.
AUGACAUCCCCAUUACCAUCUCUUUCAACUAACGUUGUGAAUGAUGAGUCUCUUACCGCAACGUCUCCAUCUCUCGACAAUGCCAUUGUAGCACCUAUUGAGACCCCUGCUGUUAUUAAUUCUCCUGUUCCAGCCACUAAAUUGUCUCAAGAACCAGCAGAAUUACUCGGUCGAGGACACCGAACUCAACCACUGAAACUUGCGGAUUUUUUAGUAAACACAGUCUCAAUCUCUGAUUCUUCGCCUAGUCCACUCGCCUCCGCAGCACCCUCAGGUACGGCGUAUCCUCUCUCUUAUUAUCUCACAUGUGAACUCUCCCAACCAUCACAGUUACUUAGUAGCGCUUUGACAACGGCCGCUCGCUCCUUCAACGAAGCUAUGUAA